Molecule: messenger RNA, 3062 nt
Organism: Cyclopterus lumpus (lumpfish)
Lineage: Eukaryota; Metazoa; Chordata; Actinopteri; Perciformes; Cyclopteridae
Gene: scai
Product: suppressor of cancer cell invasion
Exons: 18
Coding region: 332-2029 (565 amino acids)
Biological process (GO): DNA-templated transcription
Cellular component (GO): nucleus
Molecular function (GO): transcription corepressor activity
Source: RefSeq, a predicted model, not a curated record
GCUGUUGGAUGGCUAGAGACUCAUGUGUGUUCUGCAGGAAGGUUCCAGCACACUUGGUCAGUUAGGAGAUGAGCAUGAAGCUGAAGGUUUGAGAGGUCAAUUCGUUCAUGUCAGCAGCGUUAGGUUAUCACAGUGAAGCUAUUGGCAGUCAUUUAUAUGGCACACUCACAUUUCCAUUAGCAGCUAAUUAUUUUUGAUGAGACAUUGUGACCUGAUUGUGCAUCCAUCCUAGCAAGUGAAAUCUGGGACAUCCCAAGUCAACCUAAAAAAGCUUGAUAUAUUAAUACAUCCCAAGUUCACUUUGGAACAAAUGGUGUGAAAAGUCAGUGUCAUGACUGGAGCUGAGACUGAGGAUGAUAUUCCAUUAGGAGAAAGGAAGACUGUGACAGAUUUCUGCUAUCUCCUGGACAAGUCCAAACAGCUCUUCAAUGGGCUAAGAGACCUGCCUCAGUAUGGACACAAGCAGUGGCAGUCCUACUUUGGACGGACUUUCGACGUCUACACUAAGCUGUGGAAGUUUCAGCAGCAGCACAGGCAGGUCCUGGACAGUCGCUAUGGCUUGAAGAGAUGGCAGAUUGGGGAAGUUGCAUCCAAAAUUGGACAGCUUUACUACCACUACUACCUUCGUACCUCAGAAACAAGUUACCUGAACGAGGCCUUUUCCUUCUACUCAGCCAUCCGUCAGCGCUCCUACUACUUUCAGGUCAACAAAGAGGACAGGCCAGAAUUAGUAGUGAAGAAGCUUCGAUAUUAUGCUCGCUACAUAGUCGUCUGUUUACUGCUGAACAAGAUGGACCUAGUCAAAGUUUUGGUGAAGGAGUUAUCUGAGGAAAUCGAAGAUUACACACAGCGAUUCAACACAGAGGACCAAUUGGAAUGGAACCUGGUUCUCCAGGAAGUGGCAGCUUUUGUAGAGGCAGAUCCAGUGGUAGUUCUGAAUGACAACAACUCUGUUGUUGUCACCAACAACCGGCUGCAGGAGGGGAGUGUGCCUCCACUAGAACAAGGCAUGGUGGUUGGGCAGCUCGUCCUUGCAGAUGCACUAAUCAUCGGCAACUGUAACAACCAGGUGAAGUUCAGUGAGUUAACCAUCGAUAUGUUCCGCAUGCUUCAAGCUUUGGAGAGGGAACCAGUUAACCUGGCCACGCAGCCCUCCAAGCAAGGAACACUGGAGCCCAAUGAGAAGCCGGCUAAGAGAGAAAACCCUCACAAGUAUUUACUGUACAAGCCAACAUUCAGCCAACUUUUUACUUUCUUGUCUGCCUCUUUUAAGGAGUUGCCUGCCAACAGCGCCCUGCUGGUCUACCUGUCAGCGACUGGAGUCUUCCCUACAGGCAAUUCAGAUUAUGAAGGCCCAUAUGAUUUUGGAGGAGUUCUCACGAAUACAAAUCGAGAUGUGGUGAACGGAGAGACGGUGCAGAAGAAGAAUCAGGCCCAGAAAGAAAUGCACUGCCUUCAUCCAGGCGACUUGUUUCCUUUCACCCGGAAGCCACUCUUCGUCAUUGUGGAUUCUUCCAACAGCACAGCCUACAAGCAUUUCACCAAUCUGUUUGGCCAGCCUCUGGUGUGCCUCCUCUCACCUACAGUCUACCCCAAGAGUGUGCAAGAUCAGUCUCAGCGAGGGAGUCUCUUCACCCUGUUCCUCUACAGUCCUCUGCUGGCCUUCUCCUCUGUGUGCGGCCUGGACAGCGUUCAGCGAGGCCUCUGGGAACGAGCUCAAGAGUUCCUCCGUAAGGUCUACCGGGACAUCGGCCAGAUGAUUACUCGAUCACGGACCAUAGAUCAAGCAUUUUUGCAAUUCUUUGGUGACGAGUUCCUCCGGCUGCUGCUGAUCCGCUUCGUGUUCUGCUCCGCUGCGCUCCGACUGCAUAAAGUCUUCCGGGAGUCCCAGAGCUUCCCGGAGUCGUACCCUGAGCUCCCUAAACAGGACACGGUGGAGAGCAGCCUUCUACAGAAGCAUAUUUUGGAGCUGGCAACUAUGCUCGAUGUCCAGAGCCUAUUUUGGGAUGAUCCACUGGAAGCCUACUAACAUCUUUGUACAGGGCCAAAUGGCAUCCGUGUACAUACAGACUCACCUGCCAGGGCCCUCAUAGUCUUUUCCUUUUCUACAGGUAAUGAAAACAAGCUCAUGUUGCGCAUUUUACUGUUUACUUAUGGAAGCAAAUGUAGUGCAACAUUAAAAUGUUCACAUGGAUAAGUUUAGUAUAAAGUCCCCAUGACGAGUUUCAGUGGCGUCCUCUUAAAUGUGAUCAGCAUCAUGUCAAACAUCAGAGUGCUCCUCCUGACUGCAUCACAAUGUGAGCCUCCAACUAUAUUCCUCCUCACAGAAUGGUUGGCAGUCUUGGUUUUGUGUUUUUUUAAAUACUAUUUAUUGUUGUUAAUUAGAGGGAUGCUUGUGUAAGCCUAAAAGAUAGAGCAUUGAAACCCCUGGGCAACUUCCUCUAUGUUCAUGAAGGCAAAGAGAGAGUGCUAAACAUCAGUAAAUAUGAAAUCCAUACGCUAGCUUAGAAGCUGAACAACGUCACCAGAAAGGUCAUUACUGGUCUCUGUAAAGCAGCUCAGCGUGUAGCAGGCGGAGGUGCAUGAGGUCAUUUCUGUGGCGUGUUGUCAUCACACACCGUGGUGACGUUAACCAGCAGUCCAUUGGAGACCUUGACUCCAGCGUUGUGUUCUAAGCGUUGUUGCUUUUCCAUAUCACUGUGCGGUGUUUGCAUGCAAAAAGGGCCAGAGAAGAAUCCAUGUAGUUGAGACUCUGAGGCUCCAGAACGGCUGACGUGAACGUGCAUGUGUUGCAUGUGUAGUUGUGUCAGCAGGUGAAGACAAUCUAGUUUGUAACUGAGGAGAUGAAGGAAGGCGUGUGCACACCAACAUGCAUCACUCUGGUAAUUACUUGAAUGACAUCAUCCGUACCCUUUGAUGACGAGCAGUUUGAUCUUGUUAUGGAAUAUCGUUGGCAGUCGGGUCACGUUCCUCACACGUUUCUCACACGUUCCUCACACGUUUCUCACACGUUCCUCACACGUUCUCACACGUUCCUCACACGUUCCUCACACGUUCCUCAC